AUGAGUGAGGAUAAGAAUUUCAUGCAACAUGCUGUCCCGCGUUUCGAUGGUCAUUAUGACCAUUGGAGCUUGCUUAUGGAGAAUCUCUUGAGAUCUAAAGGGUAUUGGAGUUUGAUUGAAACUGGUUAUAAAGAACCAGCGGCAGAAGUGGUGUUGUCUGAAGCACAACAAAAGGAACAAGAGGAAUUGAUGUUGAAGGAUCUCAAAACCAAGAAUUAUCUGUUCCAAGCCAUUGAUAGAAUAAUUCUUGAGCAAAUACUGGAGAAACGUAUUAUAAAGCAGAUAUGGGAUUCGAUGAAAACAAAGUUCAAAGGAAAUGCUCGGGUGAAACGCUCAACUCUUCAAGCAUUGAGGAGAGAUUUUGAAAUUCUAGAGAUGAAAACAAGUGAAACCAUCACAGAAUAUUUUGCUCGUGUCAUGAUUGUCUCCAUCGAGGAAUCAAACGAUAUUGAUGCACUCACAAUUGAUGAGCUGCAAAGUUCACUCAUUGUGCAUGAACAAAAGUUUCAGAAGAGAAAUGGCGAGGAGCAGGCUUUGAAGUAUGAGUGCCCAGCUUGGGAGAAGGAGGCCAACUAUGCAGAAUUAAAUGAUCACGAAGAGAUUCUCUUGAUGUCUUGUGUUAAGGUGAACCAUGCAUUAUGUGAAGAUAUUUGGUUCCUUGAUUCAGGUUGCUCAAAUCAUAUGAGUGGGAACAAGGCUGCAUUUUGUGAGCUAAAUGAGACAUUCUGGGAAAAAGUGAAAUUGGAAAAUGGCACCAACAUGCUUAUACUUGGAAAAGGAAGGGUGAGAUUAAAUGUCAAUGGUAGUAACCAUGUGAUCACUGAUGUCUUUUAUGUCCCAGAGCUGAAAAAUAAUCUCUUAAGCAUUGGUCAGCUUUAA
Molecule: messenger RNA, 879 nt
Organism: Ricinus communis (castor bean)
Lineage: Eukaryota; Viridiplantae; Streptophyta; Magnoliopsida; Malpighiales; Euphorbiaceae
Exons: 3
Coding region: 1-879 (292 amino acids)
Source: RefSeq, a predicted model, not a curated record